Messenger RNA from Drosophila yakuba, 567 nucleotides. RefSeq names its product lipopolysaccharide-induced tumor necrosis factor-alpha factor homolog. Gene Ontology annotation, molecular function: zinc ion binding. The transcript has 3 exons. Bases 141 to 374 code for a protein of 77 amino acids. The record is from RefSeq and is a predicted model, not a curated record. Lineage: Eukaryota; Metazoa; Arthropoda; Insecta; Diptera; Drosophilidae.
CCCUAAAAUUUCUGGCCGCACAACACUUUCGCAGCUCCAGCAGUGCGCAUCAACUAUUUCUAUUUGUCUCUCUGUGGAAUCGAAAUUCCACUUCAAUUAAUUCGACGACACCCAUUUUGUGUACUCUUACAGUGUCAGCAAUGUCCAGUCCCGUCGGCCCGGAACCCUGCAACGUGGUGUGCCCCAGUUGCCACCAACAGGUUACCACUCGCGUGGAGCCGAAGGCCACCACCAAGACGCAUCUGAUUGCGCUGAUCAUGUGCCUCACCUGCCUGUGGCCCUGUGCUUGCUGCCUGUACUGCACCCAAUGCGCCCGCAACGCCGACCACCACUGCCCAUCCUGCAACGCCUUCGUCGGCACCUACGAGCGUUGAGCAGCUGCAUCCGGAAGUUGGUGUUUUUCCAUGGACUGCAGCCAGUAGCAGCCCAUCACUUCGCCCACUUUAUGUAUUCCUACCCCUCUCACAUUUAUUGCGACGCAAUAUUUUGAUUACACGCAAAACAAUGCAGUAGCAGCUUAUGCUUUUGUAUCCUCAGCGCAGCAGUAAAAGGAUUCAAGGAAGUAAA